Ascoidea rubescens DSM 1968 is the source of this 5144-nucleotide messenger RNA. RefSeq names its product Rrp5p (gene RRP5). Lineage: Eukaryota; Fungi; Ascomycota; Saccharomycetes; Ascoideales; Ascoideaceae. Bases 57 to 4865 code for a protein of 1602 amino acids. The record is from RefSeq and is a predicted model, not a curated record. The transcript has a single exon. Gene Ontology annotation, cellular component: small-subunit processome; nucleolus. Gene Ontology annotation, biological process: rRNA processing. Gene Ontology annotation, molecular function: RNA binding; protein binding.
GUGGACUCAAGUCUGUCUUUAUUGCAAAUCAGAACAAUCUGGAUAUCAUUCUCGACAUGGCUCCUGAUAUUCAAAGAAAGAGAAAGUUUUCGGUCUCUGAAGCUUCAAGGCCAGAUCAAAAACAGAUCUCUCAAUUACUGUCAAAGCAGGCUGAUAUUUCAUUUCCUAGAGGUGGUGCUUCAAUAUUAACUCCAUUGGAGGUCAAAGAAAUUGCCAAUGAAGCUGCUAGGGAUGUCUUGUUUGAAACAAAUGAGGCCAAAGCUACCGAACCCUUGAAAAAAAAAUCUAAAAACACUAAAUUUAAAAAUAAAAAUACUGCUGAAAACAAAAAACAUUCUAUUUCUGAUAAGGAUAUUGAGGAAUCAGAACAUAUAUCUAUCGACGAAAUCUCCAAAAACAUAUUAAAAGUUGGCUCAAUGGUUCUAGGUCAAGUUAGACAAGUCAACGAAUUCAAUGUCAUACUAUCUUUACCAAGUGGAAGAACCGGUUUCGUCUCAAUAACUGAUAUAUCAGACGAAAUCACUGAUAGAGUUGUGGAAUAUGAAAACUCAAAAGCACCUAUAGAUUCUAAUUCUAACGACUCGGAAUCAGAAUCAGAAUCAGAAUCAGAUGCUGAAAGUGAGAACGAAGAUGAAGACACCAUUAAAAUCAAAAACAAUAUUACUAAAUCUGAACCAAAAGAAAAAUUCAAAAUUCCUACUAUUAAAAAUUUAAUAAAAGUUGGCCAGUGGUUGAGGGCCAUUGUGAUUGAGCCAAACCAUGAUCUUCCUGCACAAUAUAGAAAAAAGAAAGGAUUCAAACAAAUUGUAUUGUCUCUUGAACCUUCACUAGUAAACCAGUCAUUAGAUACUGAUGACUUGAUACCUAAUCAAACCAUACAAGGAACCAUCAAAUCCAUAGAAGAUCACAUCAUUAUUUUCAAUGUUUGUGCUUUUAAAGAAUAUAAUUUUUUUCUUCAUAAAAGUGAUUUACCAAAAGAUACAAAUUUGACAAAUUACAAUGUUGGUUCUAUGCAACUUUUAUCAAUUAAAUCUGUGGCUAACAAAACUAUAAAUGUUACUUUAGCAAGUAAUUUUUCCAAAAAAAACCAGAAUCUAGUUAAAAAUAUUUCUUCUAUAGAUAGCGUUGUUCCUGGCAAUUUGGUUAAUUUAGUUAUAUCCCAAAUAAGCAAAAAUGGUAUUGCAGGAAAAAUAUAUGGUGUGAUUAACUCCUCCAUAAACUUGAUACAUUUGAAUUUAUUUAACUUUGAUCAACUACAAAACAAUUUUCAAGUUGGUUCAAUUAUAAAAGUCAGAGUUUUAGCCAGUUAUAUUAUUAACAAUUCAAAAAAGUUGUUUGUGUCUAUUUUAGAAAAAAUCUUGACAUUCAAGGAAUCUAGAGCAACAGAACUUUUUCAACUAAAAGGCAAAUUCUCUAUUGGAAGUGUUAUUAAUGGUGCUGAGAUUGUUGGGGAAGAUUCUGAACGCUUUUAUUUUAAUCUUGGGAGCAACAAAAGAGGUUUUGCUCUUAAAACUGACACCAAAACCAAUUCUAUCUCGGAUGAAAAAGUGGUUGGAACAAAGUGUAACGCUGCAAUAAUGAGAUAUGAUACAUACGAAUCAAGAUUUCUUUUAUCAUUAAAAGAUGGAUACAUAACAAGAGAGUAUAUUUCUCCAAAGGAUGUUCCAAUUGGAAAAAUCUUAACUGUCACCGUUAAAAAAAUUCAAAAAACAAACAAGCAAGAAUCAAUUCGAUGCAAAACUGUUGGUAGCAAUUUUCCUUGUUAUGUUCCACAUAAUCAAGUAAAUGAUCUUUAUUUUAUAAAAGCAUCGCAAAAAUAUAAAGUCGGUGAUCAAGUUGAGGCCAGAGUAAUUAAUUACAAUCAUGAUGCUCGUGAGCUCAUUCUUACCUUUAGAGAUUCAUUUAUUAAUGCAAAUAAGAAUGAAAUUAUAACUUCGUGGAAAAAUAUAAAAGUUGAUAACUCGUACAUUGGAUAUAUUUCUCAAAUCAAAGAAGACCAUGAUUAUGCUGAAGUGUCUUUUUUUGGAGAUGUCAAAGGUGCUUUGUCAAAAUAUAAAAUAAAUAAAAUCAAAUUUAAAAAGAUUGAAAAUAUUUUAACUUUAAAUCAAACUAUCAAAGUUAAUGUUUUAUCUGUUAAUUUAAAAAAAAAAAAUUUAAAAUUAGAUUAUACUUCUAAAGAUUCAAAUGACAAUGAAACUAAAGGUUUGAAAAAUUUGAUAUCGGGUCAAAGUAUAAUUGAAAAUGCAAUCAUUAAAAAAAAAACAUCUAAAUCUAUUACUGUAAAUCUUCCAGAUAAUGACUCUUUUGCUGUAAUAGAAUAUGUACAUUUAAGUGACGAAAAAUCAUCUCCUCAAAAACUUAUGAAAGAUCUAAAAAUUGGAAAGAAUUUGGAGUGUUUGGUUCUCAAGGCUAAGGGUAAUGCUUUGUUACUUACUUGCAAAAAAAGUCUCAUUGAAAGUGCAAAAAAUCAUCUGUUACCAAGGUCCUUCUCUGACUUAAAGCUUUCAGACCAACCUUUAUAUGGAUAUAUUGCUAGUAUCACUGAUAAGCAAUUAUUUAUUAGAUUUGCUGACGAUUUAACUGGGUGUAUGAAAAAAAAAGACGCUCUUGGUAAUCACAAGUCAAAAGUACUUUUAAGAAAUAUCUACUCUCUUAAUGAAUCGAUAAAGUGUUAUGUCUCUAAAAUAGAAACCGCAAAAAAACAAUUUUUUUUAAAAAAGAACCCUCCUUUCUCGAAAACAAUAAAUGAUAAUGCUGAUAAAGACUCAUCAAAAAAAGUUAAUUUAAAAUCAAAAAUAGAGCCAAAUAACCACAAAUUUGCCGAGAAACCUAUAUUCAGACCAAAAUAUGACCCCAGUCUAACCAUCAAAGAAGUAGAAAUCGGCAAAUUUUAUGGUGGAAUUGUGAAGUUGGUAUCACGGAAUUAUGUGAAUAUAAAACUAUCUGAUACUAUCACAGGCAGUUCGUUCAUUACUGAAGCUUUAGAUGACUAUGAUUUGAAUUUAAGUGAUACCUAUCAACCUAAGUCAAUUGUUACUUGCAAAGUUUUAUGUAUUGACAGCAAUAACAAAAAGUUAACUAUAUCUCUUCGUGAUGAUAAUAAGAAAACUUCAAAGGAUCCAUAUUAUAACUCAUUUGAACAGCUCAAAAGGGGCGAUGUUGUAAGAGGUUUUAUUAAGAAUAUCGCAGAUAUUGGUGUAUUCAUCUAUAUUGGGCGUAAUUUAACAGCUUUAGUUAGAAUUACAGAUUUGUCUGAUGAUUUUGUCAAAGAUUGGAAAAAUGAAUUUAAAGUUAAUCAGUUGGUCAAAGGAAGAAUACUCUCUUCAAAUGGUGAAGGCCAAAUAUUGAUGACAUUGAAAAAAUCUCAAGUUGAAGGCAAACUACUCAAAAUAUUCAGUGAUAUUAAAGUAGAUGAUAUUUUUGAGGGAAUAAUCAAAAAUAUCGCCGAGUUCGGUAUUUUUGUUAACUUGAAAGGAACUAACAAUAUUAAUGGUUUAUGUCAUAAAUCUGAAAUAUCUGACAGCAAAAACUUGUCAGAAUUAAAAGGAAUAUUUAAUGUGGGAGACAAGAUCAAAGUAAAAGUUUUGAAAAUUGAUAAUGCGAAAAAAAAGUUAUCAUUGGGAAUGAAAGCUUCCUAUUUUAUUAACAAAUCCAUAUCUAAAAAUGAAGAUAUUGAAAUGGCAGAUAUUGAUAUUUCUAAAAGGUCUAUUAGAGAUAAAGAAUUUAAAUCGACUGAAGCUGAUGAAAAUUUCGAUUUUGACUCUGAAAGUGAUAUUGAAAUGAAAGAUUUUUCUGAUGAAGAAGGCGAAAGUGAAAGUGAAAGUGAAAGUGAGAGUGAAGAUGAAGAUAAUGAAACUGAUACACAUGAAAAUGAAGAUUUGUUGCAAGGUUUAACAUUUAAUAGUCUUAGCACCAAUGGAUUUGAUUGGACUGCCAGUAUAUUAAAUCAAGCUGAUGACAAAGAUCCUUUCUCUGACGAUGAAGAUUUUAUGGACGUUCAAAAAAAGAAAAAGAAAGUAAAGAAAACUCAAACUGAAGAUAAAACAGCACAAUUAAACUCUAGAACGCCCCAAUCUGUUGCUGAUUAUGAAAGAUUAUUGAUUGGAGACCCAAAUUCAUCAACUUUAUGGGUUGGAUAUAUGGGAUUCCAGUUAUCGUUGAGUGAGAUUGAAAAGGCCCGUGAAAUUGGUGAAAGAGCAUUGAAAACCAUUUUCUAUAGAGAAGAAGAGGAAAAAAGAAAUAUCUGGAUAGCGUUGUUAAAUCUUGAAAAUAGUUUUGGAACUGAUGAAACUUUGGAUAAAUGUUUUAAAAAGUCAUGCCAAUAUAUGGAUUCUUUGACAAUGCACAAGCGAUUACUAUACAUAUACAGAUCCUCUUCCAAAGUAGAAAAAGCCAUAGAGCUUUACAAUUCAAUGAUUAAAAAAUUCGGCUCAGGUGUUUCAGUAUGGAUCGAAUAUGGAGAAUUUUUAGUUGAACAAAACAAAAAUGACGAAGCUCGUGAAUUAUUAGGAAAAGCCUUGGGUGUAUUACCAAAGAGAGAUCAUUUAGACGUUGUUCGUAAGUUUGCUACAAUAGAAUUUCAAAAGGGAGAUCCAGAACAAGGAAGAUCACUUUUUGAAGGGUUGAUUGCAGAUGUGCCCAAAAGAUUAGAUAUAUGGAAUGGAUAUAUUGAUCAAGAAAUUAAACAAGAUGAAAAGGAAAAAGUCGAGGAGUUGUUUGAAAGACUCAUAGUAAGAAAAAUGAGCAAAAAACAGGCCAAAUUUUUCUUCACAAAGUGGUUGAAUUUUGAAGAAACCAAAAAAGAUGAAAAAGCAGUUGAUUAUGUGAAGGCAAAGGCUAUUGAACAUGUUCAAGGAACAAAUUGAUUGUAUAUCUGAAACUUUAUACUCUAUUUUUUUUUUGCAAUUGUUACAUACAAAGAUAAUAUAAUUAAUUUUUUUAAUUUGGUUUAUUUUCUACUUUUUAAAACUCAGCGUCGAUAAUUUCUAUUAUAUAUUUUCAUCGUGUGAAUAUUAUAAAAGAAAUAUUGUUUGAAAUUAACAGGAUCUCAUGGUGUUUGGGAACUAGAUGAUUAUGAUUUUUUGCUGUUGUUAUUUGAUGCAAUAGUAAAAGUAAAAAUAGAAAACAACUGCCUUAAUUUGCUG